Heterostelium album PN500 is the source of this 1569-nucleotide messenger RNA. RefSeq lists its product as uncharacterized. The record is from RefSeq and is a predicted model, not a curated record. Gene Ontology annotation, biological process: lipid droplet organization; lipid storage. NCBI's taxonomy places the organism in Eukaryota, Evosea, Eumycetozoa, Acytosteliales, Acytosteliaceae. Bases 1 to 1569 code for a protein of 522 amino acids. Gene Ontology annotation, cellular component: endoplasmic reticulum membrane. The transcript has 5 exons.
AUGGAGACUUUUGUUACAACUGUUGUAAGAUCAGGUCUUGAGUUUACUUAUAAAGUUGCAUCAUUUUUUAUUAGAAUAUGGCUUCUACCAUUGAAUUCAAUGGUGGAAUGGUUUACCGAUCGUAUCAAACCACUGUUUGAUCCAUUGAUUACCUUUUUAGUGAACAACAAAACCAAAUUGCUAAGAAUAUCGAUCUACAGUGUUCUUGCUUUUGGUUUGGUAGGUACACUCUCACUUGCCAACUACUUUAUCAUCUACUCUUAUUAUGUACCAAGAGUAGUAACUGAAGAACCAUUAUAUUUUGAAUUUGGCAAAAAGAUAACAGCUCAUACAGAUAUUGCAGUUGAAUUCCAACGUAACAAAUUGUAUGAUGUCUAUUUACAUCUUGAAUUGCCAGAGUCACCAAAGAAUGAAGCGGCCGGAAUGUUCAUGGCGUGUCUCGAGAUUGAGAAUCAAGAUAAAUGGAAUCCUGCAAAGAUUUUGAACACCUGUAGACCUGGUAUUCUCAAGUAUCGCUCAACCAUUACCAAGUUGUUCAGAACCUUUACCUAUGCGCUUACCAAUCUAUUUGGCAUUACAGAAGAGAAGCAAAUCAUAUCCAUUCCAAUGGUUGAGAAUCUUCUUUCUAAACGUUUCUAUCAAACAAUUUCAGUAAAUGUAAAUAUUCAAAAUCCAGAUAUUCAAAUCUAUAAAGCAUCAUUAGUUUUCCAAGCAAAACUUGCUGGUUUAGAAUAUUAUCUUUAUAAUUAUCCAUACAUUUCAUUUGCUGUUGGAUUUGCUUCAUUGUUUAUCUUCUGGAGUUUCUCAACGUUGUUUAUCAUUAUUUCAUUGUAUCUCUACAGAUACUUUAAGAAUCCUCCACCAGUUGAAGAGGAUUUGGAUGUGUUCCCAUUCGAUAAAGACAAUAGCAAGUUGACUGACGAAGAAAAGAAGAAAAAGAAGGAAUUGUACAGUGAUUUGGAUGAAGUAUUGAAUCCACUUCCUUCUUCUUCGUUCUCUAGUUCAUCGUCAUCGUCUUCACCUCACAAGAGUCAAUACAUCUGGGAGGAGGAACUCAAAGAGAUCGAUAGUUUAGUGACAAAGAAGAAGUUACAACAGAAGAAUGAUACCAAUAACAACAACUAUUAUAGUGGAAAAGACGAUGACGGUGCGGACGAUUACAGCAUUCCAAAGAUUGGACAGGACAUUACGAAAUCUAUAGUUUCACCAGAGGUAAAGAUUGAGAAGAUCGAAGAGUCUUCCUAUCCAUUACCGGGAAGUCAGACCGCUAUUGUCAACAACACCAGCACCACCACAACAGAAGGAGAGGAAAUUAGUGGUACCACACCAAUUGUUGAUGAUACUGUCUCAUCUAACGUACCACCACAAAACAACACUGAUUCUGAAGAAAGCAAAGAAGAGGAUCAGUCAACUCAAACCACACCAACUACAGAGUCGCCUUCACCACCAUCGUCAGACGGUGAAUCCUACGGAAACUCUGGCAAUUUGGGACAUGAUGAGUGGCAGAUCGUUGGAAGUACUAAAGAUGACGAUGAUCAUUUAUCUACCAUUAGAAAACGAAAGAUAUAA